Messenger RNA from Aspergillus clavatus NRRL 1, 3264 nucleotides. Its product is annotated as putative nicotinamide nucleotide transhydrogenase. Gene Ontology annotation, molecular function: NAD binding; NADP binding. The transcript is spliced from 19 exons. Lineage: Eukaryota; Fungi; Ascomycota; Eurotiomycetes; Eurotiales; Aspergillaceae. The coding region runs from base 1 to 3264 and encodes 1087 amino acids. The record is from RefSeq and is a predicted model, not a curated record. Gene Ontology annotation, biological process: NADPH regeneration; proton transmembrane transport. Gene Ontology annotation, cellular component: mitochondrial inner membrane.
AUGAGUGUGCCGUUCACCCUGCGGUCGGCUCUGGGGCCGUGCCGUGCGGCUUCCCGAUCCCACUCAGGAAGAGAAUUGUUUUCUUCGAAGUAUCUUGUGGUGCAGAAACGACAGAUACCCCACCUCACCUACCAACACAGCGAGCAUGACCUGCCUUCGCUUGCACGAUGGCCACAGAUUACGAGAAGAACCGCGAGCAGUGCCUCUACUCCGUCCAGUGUACCCGCUAUCCCAUAUUCCUCGCUGACGGUAGGAGUCCCGCGCGAGACCUGGCCCAACGAGCGUCGCGUAGCCGUCACACCACAGAACGUUACUCUACUCUUGAAGAAGGGCUUCUCGCGCGUCCUGGUGGAGCGUGGGGCGGGCGGACAAGCCCAGAUCCUUGAUCAUGCCUACGAACAAGCCGGUGCCACCUUGGUCGACAGGGGUGCUCUAUGGUCCGAAAGUAAUAUCGUCUUGAAAGUCCGUAGUCCCCGACAGGAGGGCCCUAUAGACGAGGUCGAGGCUCUCCACCAGGGAAGUACGGUCGUCUCGUUCCUGUAUCCUGCCCAGAAUAAGCCGCUUGUAGAGGCGCUCGCUUCGCGUGGAGUUACGUCUUUCGCUAUGGAUAUGAUCCCUCGGAUUUCCCGUGCCCAGACAUUCGAUGCCCUCAGCUCUAUGGCCAACAUUGCCGGUUACAAGGCUGUGCUUGAGGCAUCGAACCAUUUUGGUCGCUUCUUGACGGGUCAAGUUACUGCUGCUGGUAAGGUUCUCGUGAUUGGUGCCGGUGUGGCUGGUUUGAGCGCUAUUGCUGCGGCUCGUCGUUUAGGUGCCAUUACCCGCGGAUUCGACACACGCUCUGCCGCUCGUGAACAGGUCCAGUCUCUAGGUGCCGAGUUUAUCGAGGUCGACAUUCAAGAAGAUGGCGCUGGCCAGGGAGGAUAUGCCAAAGUGAUGUCCAAGGAGUUCGUUGAAGCCGAGAUGAAGCUAUUCAUGGAGCAGUGCCGUGAAGUGGAUAUUAUCAUCACGACUGCUCUGAUCCCGGGGAAACCGGCACCGAAACUUAUCACCAAAGAGAUGCUUGCUGCCAUGAAACCUGGUUCAGUAGUUGUUGAUCUGGCGGCCGAGGCUGGAGGAAACUGCGAAGCAACGGUUCCUGGACAAUUGGUGAACUAUCACGAUGUGACAGUUAUUGGAUACACGGAUUUCCCCUCGCGCCUGCCGGCUCAAGCUUCGACAUUGUAUUCAAACAAUAUCACCAAGUUUCUUCUAUCCAUGGCUCCACAAGACAAGUCCUUUGGAGUUGAUCUAUCGGAUGAGGUCGUGCGCGGCUCAAUUGUCACUCUCAAUGGCGAGAUUCUCCCUCCAGCUCCGCGGCCAGCACCGCCACCUGCACCGAAACAGACAGCUGCCGCUGUUCCAGACAAGGAACAGACUGCGCUGGCUCUCACCCCCUGGCAAAAAGCUACUCGCGAUGUCGCAGCUGUCACCGCCGGUAUGGGAACUGCUCUUGCUCUAGGAAAAGCCACUGGCCCUGCUUUUAUGGGCAAUAUGAUGACUUUCGGAUUGGCUGGUCUGGUUGGAUAUCGAGCUGUUUGGGGUGUUGCUCCAGCUCUUCACUCUCCGUUGAUGAGUGUCACGAAUGCAAUUUCAGGCAUGGUUGGCAUUGGCGGACUCUUCAUCAUGGGCGGAGGCUAUAUGCCUACAACUGUUCCAGAGGGUCUUGGAGCAGCCUCGGUCCUUUUAGCCUCCACAAACGUAGCUGGAGGCUUCGUCAUCACGAAGCGCAUGCUGGACAUGUUCAAGCGCCCUACCGAUCCGCCUGAAUAUCCGUGGCUCUACGCGAUUCCAGCUGUCGUAUUUGGCGGCGGCUUUAUAGCAGCGGCCAGCACAGGAAUGGCUGGCCUGGUCAGUGCCGGCUAUCUCGUGAGCAGUCUUCUGUGUAUCAGCUCAAUCUCGGGUCUUGCGUCUCAACAAACUGCUCGUCGAGGAAACAUUCUGGGUAUUCUGGGCGUUGCUUCCGGCAUCCUUGCAUCGCUUGCAGCUGUUGGCUUCUCGCCAGAAGUUCUUGCUCAAUUCACAGCAAUGGCUGGUGCAGGUGCUCUUGUUGGCGCUUUGAUUGGGCGUCGGAUCACGCCGACUGGCUUGCCCCAGACCGUUGCUGCUCUUCAUUCAGUUGUUGGUCUGGCUGCUGUCCUCACGAGUAUCGGAAGCGUGAUGGCCGACAUUGCUGAUAUCUCAACAUUGCAUAUGGUGACUGCGUAUCUUGGUGUUUUGAUAGGUGGUGUCACCUUCACCGGAUCCAUUGUGGCCUUCUUGAAACUUGCUGGCCGCAUGUCGUCCAAACCCACAAUCCUUCCUGGUCGUCAUGUAAUCAACUCAGCCCUACUUGGAACAAAUAUGGCAACAAUGGGAGCUUUUAUCUCAAUGGGGCCCGCGUCUCCAAUCAUCGCGGCGACCUGCCUAGGUGCGAAUACGGUACUAAGUUUCUUGAAAGGCUACACCACAACCGCUGCUAUUGGAGGAGCUGACAUGCCUGUUGUCAUCACCGUUCUAAAUGCCUACUCUGGGUUUGCUUUGGUUGCAGAAGGUCUCAUGCUGGACAAUCCACUUCUCACAAGCGUAGGAUCACUCAUUGGCGUGAGCCGCUCAAUCUUAUCGUACAUCAUGUGUGUUGCUAUGAAUCGGUCCCUUACAAAUGUCCUCUUCGGUGGAAUUGCAGCUCCUCAACAGACACAGAAAAAGAUUGAGGGACAAAUCACUCAAGCCACCAUAGACGAUACGAUAGAAACGCUUGCAAACGCAGAGAGUGUGAUUAUAGUUGUCGGGUAUGGUAUGGCCGUGGCCAAGGCACAAUACGCCCUGGCGGAGAUAGUGCGAAUGCUACGCGCUAAAGGCGUCAAAGUACGAUUUGCUAUUCACCCAGUCGCUGGUCGCAUGCCCGGACAAUGCAAUGUUCUCCUUGCCGAGGCCUCAGUGCCAUACGACAUCGUCCUCGAAAUGGACGAGAUCAACGACGAUUUCCCAGAUACAGACGUCACCCUGGUGAUAGGCGCAAACGACACUGUCAACCCCAUUGCCUUGGAGCCCGACUCGUCAAUCUCAGGCAUGCCCGUCCUGCACGCAUGGAAGAGCAAGGAGGUCAUCGUGAUGAAGCGCGGCAUGUCUAGUGGAUAUGCUGAUGUCCCGAACCCCAUGUUCUUUAUGCCCGGCACGAAGAUGUUGUUUGGAGACGCAAAGACUUCCUGUGAUGCCAUCAAAGCUGGACUUGAGGCACGCAAGUAG